Engraulis encrasicolus (European anchovy) is the source of this 3103-nucleotide messenger RNA. Its product is annotated as protocadherin gamma-A11-like. Gene Ontology annotation, molecular function: calcium ion binding. Gene Ontology annotation, biological process: homophilic cell-cell adhesion. The record is from RefSeq and is a predicted model, not a curated record. Gene Ontology annotation, cellular component: plasma membrane. NCBI's taxonomy places the organism in Eukaryota, Metazoa, Chordata, Actinopteri, Clupeiformes, Engraulidae. The coding region runs from base 716 to 3103 and encodes 795 amino acids. The transcript has a single exon.
CGGCUUCACAGCACAUUGUGUACGUUGGAAACACAACAAAAUCAAAGUCAAACGUACUGCAGAGUCACAUACUCAACUGAAAAUAAUAUUAUCACACUACAUUAAUAUUUUACUGUUUGUAAAAGAGCAACUCCACGCUGUUCCAAAUGUGUGCGCCAUAUUGUGAGGAUUUUAAAAACGAACAGAGCUCACUGAAAAAAAACAGCUCGUUGGUUUAAUUUUGAUGUGAUGUGUGGUCUCUAUGCAGCACGUAAUUAAUUGCACGUCAUUAACGUCAGCAUUAAGUGAUUUCCCAGUUGGACUGCGGGUGCUAGCCAUGGUGCUGAAACAUACUGAUGCGUAACGGCUGAAACGCUAUGUGCUGCUGUAUGUUGCUUUAUUUGGUGCGUUAUGGCGUUGGGCAUUGAGACAGCUCUAGUAUACUGGUCAACGUGUAGUACAUCAUUUUGGUCUCUAAGUGCCGCUGUUGAUUGUGUGUUGGGGGAAACUGUGAAUAUAGAACCAAGCCUCCUCCAUCUUCACAAUAACGAGGACAACAAAGCAGUGCGCAAAACACGACAUCCGUCGAAGGAGGCAGCCUUCGACUUUUACGCACGGAUAGCAGACUUGUAUUUUUGCUUUUUUGGACAACAUAAUCGAUUUGUUUGGAGGAAUAUUUUGAUACAGCACACAUCUGUGAGGAUUAUAUUGUGUUUCAUGCUCAUCGAACAGGACAAUGGCUUGGCAAGUACUGGCGUUGGCUUUUCUUUAUGGGCUUGGCAUUGUGCAUGGACAAAUAGUUUACUCGGUUCCAGAGGAGAUGCCUAAAGGUUCUAUAGUUGGAAACAUAGCACAGGAUUUGGGGCUAGAUGUAUCGAGGCUUAAAUCAGGGAAAGCUCGCCUUUACACAGGCGACGGAACAGAAUACGUUGAUCUGAUGAAAGACAAGGGGGUUCUUUUCAUCAAAGACAGGAUAGACCGAGAAUCAUUAUGUGGACAGACCACACCUUGUGCGCUUCAUUUUCAAAUAAUAUUAGAAAACCCAAUGGAGUUCUAUAGUGUUACGGUCCAGAUUACAGACAUUAAUGACAAUGCCCCAUUUUUCUCGGUGGACAAAAUGGCGUUUGAGAUAAGCGAGUCUUCUCUCCUCGGUGCACGCUUUACGCUAGAGAAAGCCAUAGAUAGUGACGUCGGAAUCAAUGGACUGCAAGGCUACGCCCUAAACCCAAGUGACAUAUUUGAAUUAGAGACGACCACUCAAACAGAUGAUGUUAAGAGUGUGGUGAUGAUUUUGAAAAAAUCUCUAGAUCGAGAGAAAGAAGAGAGUCUAUCUUUAGUCUUGACCGCCACUGAUGGGGGUGAUCCGCAGAUGUCGGGGACUGUGCAGAUACAUAUUAAGGUUCUAGAUGCCAAUGACAAUGCACCGGUUUGUUCCCAGAGAGUAUAUAAAGUAAGUGUUGUAGAAAAUGCUGCGAAAGGCACAAUGUUAAACACAGUACAGGCGUCUGAUGCAGAUGAAGGAUUGAAUGGGAGAGUGUCGUAUGCUCUGUCGAAACCUACCAGUGAAGUUAAUGGAUUGUUUGAAAUAGAUUAUACAACUGGGGUAGUUAAACUGAUUGGAGAGACAAACUAUGAAAAAACAAAACGCUAUCAACUCGACGUCUUGGCCAAAGAUCAUGGCGGACACUCAGAUACAUGUAAAGUGAUCAUUGAUGUCAUCGAUGCAAACGAUAAUAGUCCAGUUAUAAAUGUAAUGUCCAAACUGGCGACAAUACCGGAAAAUUCUAAAGCGGGCACUGUCGUUAGUAUUCUGAAUAUUCACGACCAAGACUCGGGUGAUAAUGGGCAUGUUCAGUGUAGUAUCAACGACAAUAUGCCAUUUAUUCUUAAGUCUACCUCAAACAACUUCUACAGUUUAGUCACAGACAGUGAGCUAGACCGAGAGAGGGAAUCAGUAUUUAAUAUCUCCGUGACGUGCACUGACGAGGGCUCUCCCCCUCUCUCCAGCAGCAUGACUCUUUCCCUGCAGAUAUCAGAUGUGAAUGAUAACGCUCCUGUAUUUGAAAGGAGCUCAUACGAAGCCUCCAUUCCAGAAAAUAACUCUCCUGGUAUUUCCGUUUUCACAGUCAAGGCAACAGACGUAGAUUUUAAUCAGAAUGCACGAAUUUCAUAUAUGCUGGAGGAGACCACCAUUAACGGAGCCGCAGCCUCCUCCUACGUAUCUGUUAACGCAGAGAGUGGUGUCAUCCAUGCGGUGCGCAGCUUUGAUUAUGAACAGAUAAAGCAGUUCCACUUCCAUGUCAAAGCGCAGGAUGGAGGGUCCCCUCCGUUAAGCACCAACGUUAGUGUUAGAAUAAAUAUCCAAGAUCAAAAUGAUAACGCACCUCAGAUUUUAUAUCCAGUGCAGAGUAGUGGCUCGCUAGUAGCUGAGAUUGUGCCCCGCUCAGCAGAUGUGGGGUAUCUUGUCAGUAAAGUGGUGGCUGUGGAUGUAGACUCUGGUCAGAAUGCCUGGCUCUCAUAUAAACUGCUGAAAGGAUCCGAAAGGGUGCUAUUUGAGGUUGGCACGCAGAAUGGAGAAAUACGAACAGUUAGACAGGUGACUGAUAAAGAUGCUGUGAAACAAAAACUUGCUAUUGUGGUGGAGGACAACGGACAGCCCUCUCGCUCUGCUACAGUGAAUGUCAACGUGGCUUUGGCUGAUAGCUUCCCAGAAGUGCUCUCCGAGUUUACAGACUUUACGCGCGACAAGGAGUACAACGACAACCUGACUUUUUAUUUAGUAUUGGCCCUGGCUGUAGUGUCAUUUCUGUUCAUCGUGUCCAUCAUAGCCAUACUGUCAGUGAAGUGCUACAGAUGGAGACGUGAGCGGAUGUUUUAUAAAUCCAACGGGAACCUCCCCGUCAUUCCAUACUACCCGCCUCUUUACGCAGAUGUUGGGGGCACUGGGACUUUGCAGCACGUUUACAAUUAUGAGGUUUACGGAACAACUGACUCCAGGAGGAGUGAUGUUAAGUGUCGUAGACCUUGCAAUGAAAGUAUUGUCAGCCUGGAUGCUGCCGGAACACUACCGCAUGUCAAUACGGAUAAACUCCUCAUGGACGACCAGGUGAGUUUGCUUCUGUAA